This is a messenger RNA of Argentina anserina (silverweed cinquefoil), 4139 nucleotides long. RefSeq names its product COP1-interacting protein 7. The transcript is spliced from 9 exons. Lineage: Eukaryota; Viridiplantae; Streptophyta; Magnoliopsida; Rosales; Rosaceae. The record is from RefSeq and is a predicted model, not a curated record. Gene Ontology annotation, biological process: positive regulation of DNA-templated transcription; response to light stimulus. Bases 133 to 3708 code for a protein of 1191 amino acids.
ACAUCUCUCUCUCCUCUCUUCUUCUCUUUUUCUCUCCAGUUUCAUGUGCUGCACUGCAGCCUGAACUCCAUUCCCAUCUCCAACCUCACAUUAUGAACCUAUAACUCUCCCCCUCUCAAAGUCUCAAGCACAAUGGACUCCAGGACUCGCCUUGAUCAUGUUCUCUUCCAACUCACUCCAACCAGAACAAGAUGUGAACUUGUAAUGUUUGCUGCUGGUGGUGGAAAUGAGAAAUUGGCUUCAGGGUUUCUGGAACCUUUUCUUACACAUUUGAAAUGUGCAAAGGAUCAGAUUUCUAAAGGAGGCUACUCCAUUACUCUUCGUCCUCCCGGCUCUGGUGCCUCUUGGUUCACCAAAGCCACUCUCCAAAGGUUUGUGAGAUUUGUUAGCUCACCAGAAGUUCUUGAGAGAUUUGUCACUAUUGAGAAAGAGAUUUUGCAGAUUGAGAAUUCACUUCAAUCAAGUGAACUCACAGAGGCAGAAGCUGAUGGGAUUAAAUCAAUAGCCAUUAAGCCAAACAGUGAAUCCAAUGAGACCAUUGAUGCUGUGCCAGAAGAGAAUUCCAAGAUUCGUCUUCAACGUGUUCUGGAAACUCGGAAGGUUGUACUCUGCAAAGAGCAAGCAAUGGCUUAUGCCCGUGCUUUAGUUGCUGGAUUUGAAUUGGACUAUAUUGAUGAUCUUUUAUCUUUUGCUGAUACUUUUGGAGCUUCACGGUUAAGGGAAGCAUGCAUAAAUUUCAUAAAUUUAUACAAGCAAAAGAACGAGGAUAGGUUUUGGAUGGAAGAAAUAUCAGCAAUGCAGGCACUCUCUCAUCCGCAAUUGCCAUACUUGGCGACAUCAGGAAUCUUUCUUGCUGGAGAAGAUAAUGAGCCCAGUCAGAAUCUUAACCAAAGUAUUCUAUCUAUUGGGAAGAAUGGUCUAGACACGUCAGUGUCUGAUUCAACUGCGAGUCUUGGAAGUCUGGAUGCAAACCAAGAUGGAAAAGCUCAAGUGCCAAAUCCAUGGCCAAACCAUCUUCCGCAGUACAUGCAAAAUUUCCAAGGUCCUGCAUUUCAACAAAUGCACCCGUAUCAAGGGUACAUGUUCCCAGGUAUGCAGGUCCCCCCAUAUUAUCCAGGGAAUAUGAAAUGGCCUCCCAACAUGGAAGACAAUGGCUUUAUGUUUGAUCAGGAAUCUGAUGAUCGUCGGAAGCAUAAAUCUCAUAGAAGUAAAAAGAAGCAUUCUCAAGAAAGAGCACUUGAAACUUCAGAACAAGAUGGAUCCGAUGGAAACACUGGUUCAAGUUAUGAAAGUGAAAGUGAUGAUCAUUUGCAGAAUGCUAAAAGGCACUCUGGAAUAGAGCAGCAGUAUAGGAAAAAGCAGGGGCACAAGUCCUCAAGAAAGGUUGUUAUCCGCAAUAUUAAUUAUAUAACCUCUAAGAGGGAUGGAGAAAGUGAGUCUGAGGAAAAUUCAUCCAACGAGGACGGAUAUAUUGAUGGGAAUUCCAUUAAACAGCAGGUAGAGGAAGCUGUUGGUUCAUUGGAGAGGAUACAUAAAUCAAGCUCAAGUCGUCACAAAAAACAAGGUGGAAGCAAGUUGCAUGGCAGUAUAUAUAAAUCUAAUGGAAAUGAAUAUAAAAGUGAAGAUGCAAAUACACCAGAGGGAGAAAAGCAAAAUGACAACUGGAGUGCUUUCCAGAAUCUUCUCAUGAGGGAUGAGGGUCCAAGUUCUUUUGCUACAGAAUCACAUGAUCUGCAGAUUGAGAAUGAAUAUCUUUCAAAUAAAACCUCUGGUGAAGGGCGGUCAUCUGAAUUUAACCAGGAACAAGAGAAAGUAAUGAAGCAAAGAGCAACUUCAAGUGAGUAUCUGGUGGUGACAGAGAGGGAUACAGGAAAUGAAAGUAAAAUUCACAUACCAUACUUUCAAGGUGGCGAUGAUGUUGGUCGCAUUACCAAAAGAGAUGGCACCUAUGAGGAUUUAUUAUUUUCACAGAGAAAUGAAGACUCAAGGAUCAAUUCCCAUGAUACUCUCUCCGAUUGUGCUAAUGAACAAUACAAAACCAAAUGUCCAAAUGAAGGGGAUUGGUUCAUCAGUAACCAAACAGAUAGUCAGAUUGCCAGCAAUGAUCUGAAACCGCUUGAUGGUGUUUAUGCUUCAUCAGUGUUGGCUAUGGACAGUGUUCAUGCUGAGAAAAAGAGAGAAGUGCUAGUAGAUGACUCUUUCAUGGUUCAAGACCGAUCAGUAGUUGAUCAUCAAUCUGAUUCUCAGUUCAGGACCGACAUAAGUUUUGUACCAGAAUACACUGGAGCCACCCAAAAUGAAUAUAGCAAGCCAGAGUUUUCAAAUGAUAAGCCUGCAGCCUUUAGCAUGCAUGAACCAGAUGACCUAUACAUGGUGCUUGAUCGUGGUUCAGCUGUGGAGCAGGAUGUGGCACCAUGGAAUCCGGAGAUGGACUAUGAAGUUAAGGCUUCAUCACUUGAAGCCAGUGAAAAGAUUCUUGGCGUUGAGUCGACUGAUUCGAUUGGUGAUGAGCAGCCUUCUAAUAGUAAAGGCAAGAAUGCUAAAACCAGUGGAAAUCCUGGAAGAAAAGAUCCAACCAAAGAAGCAAGGUCUAAACUUGCAAAUGGAUCUUUGGGGAAGAGCAGAUAUGAUUACUUAUCCAAAAGUAAGAACCCCUCGUCUGUUAGCAAAAGCACAGCCCACAAAAGCAAAUAUGAGAAGGAUGAAGAACAAAGAAAGAGAAUGGAAGAGUUAGCAAUUGAGCGCCAGAAGAGAAUUGCCGAGAGGAGUGCGGCUCGUGGUUCUAGUACUGCAACAUCCAAGAAGCUCCCAACAGAUACUAAAAAUGCCAAAACCACGGGGCCCAGGACAAAGAAUGAUAAGCUUACAGUUCAGUCCCCAACCACUGAGACCAAGAAAGCAGAGAAGCCUAUCAUGCGGAGUUCCACAAUCGAACGGCUUGCAACUGCCAGAGUAACUGAGAAGUUGCCAAAAGCUCUGCCAAAUUCUGGCCAACCCAAAAAGCAAACAAUCAAAGCAAAUGGUGUAGCUGCAGCUGCCUCAUCACAGAAGGCGCCUGGUGCUGUGAACAAGAAACCGAGCCCAAACAAAACCAAACCAUCAGAAGCAAAAGACGGCCUGAAGAAUUCAAAUCAGUUACUUUCGUCCAACUCUGAUGUCCAGGAAAAAGUGUGUGGUGAAGACACAGCAGCACUCCCAGUUGAAUUGACAUGUAAUGCUGCACCUGCAACUCAACCUUCUAAUGCCUUAAUUGAAAAGAAUGAGGGAAACUUGAUGUUGCGAAGAGAGGAAGGAAGCUGCAAUGAGCAUCCACUCGAUUCGGAUUCACCAGCACCUAUUGAAGAAUCUGCGCAGCCUGAUCAGUUAACAGCUGAUGCUGACAAAUUACCUCGGGGAUCUCCAGUUCUCAGUGAAGACAAAAGUAACUACAUUGAAGACAGUGCAGAACCUCAAACUCUGGAAUCUCCUACCAAACCUUUGAUUGUUUCAGCGGUGAAUAUUGAUGAAAAUGGUGAUACAAAAGGUUUUCCAGUCUCUACUGAAAUAUCUGAAAUAGAAAUCUCUACCCCACCAUAUAACGAAACAGCCUCAGAACAACACCACUCGAGGAAGAAAUGGAAUGGUGAUGAAGUCUCCCCCAAAGCUGCCAAAGGGUUUAGGAAACUUCUGCUGUUUGGACGAAAGAGCAAGAACAACCCCGUCAAUUGAUAUCGUGGAGCUUAGUUAAUUUUCUUUGCUAGCAGAUUUUGAGUGCAGUUUAUGUCCAAAUACUAUGGCAUUGGUUUCUGGAUAGCUCAAGUCCCAGGGAUGGACCCUGCUUCUCGAAUUGCUUGAGAAUGAAGCUGAUGCAUGCCUUAUGGCUGUCAAGUAAAAUAACCGAGAUAGCUUUCUUUGCACAAUAACGCGUAAGUUGUUGCUGCCACAUGAGAUUCUCAGUUCUCACAGUAAGUUAUGUACUUUUUGUAUAUCCAAAAAAAGUUCACUCAAAAACCAUCUGUUCUUUUGAUUUUGCUUGUGAAUCUGCAUUCAUGACACUGAUUUGUAUCUUUGUAAAUUUUUCUCUUCAAAUUUGUUUGUAUGUGUAAGAAAGCUCAAAGCAGGCAUUUUUGUAUUUAAUGUUAAUGGUGAGUAUAAAUUGU